Messenger RNA from Cynara cardunculus var. scolymus (artichoke), 2197 nucleotides. Its product is annotated as nicotinate phosphoribosyltransferase 1-like. NCBI's taxonomy places the organism in Eukaryota, Viridiplantae, Streptophyta, Magnoliopsida, Asterales, Asteraceae. The transcript is spliced from 15 exons. Bases 262 to 1962 code for a protein of 566 amino acids. Gene Ontology annotation, biological process: NAD+ biosynthetic process. Gene Ontology annotation, molecular function: nicotinate phosphoribosyltransferase activity. The record is from RefSeq and is a predicted model, not a curated record.
GAUUUCAACAGGACAAAAAUCAACGACUCACUCAAGAGAAUCAUAGCACAACCCCACUUCGGCGACGGCACCACCACCACCACCACCACAACCACAACGACCGUCCUUUUUGUCUCUUUCAAUCUCCACUUCUUGGAUUCCAUCGGCUCCUUUUCUAUCUGAAACAGACGUGUUUGUUGAUAUAUGUGAAGAUAAGGGGACGAAAACUACGAAGCAUAUAGAAUUUGUGGCGUCUUUGAUUGGUUACACAACACACAUAUAAUGGAUGUGAAACCUAAAGUUAACGGUGAUCUUAAGGAUGAUGAAGAUAACCGUCGUCCGGCAGCAAUCGAUGGUCCCACCAAUCCAAUGGUUACGCCGCUUCUCACGGAUCUCUAUCAGUUCACCAUGGCUUAUGCGUACUGGAAAGCUGGAAAGCAUAACGAACGUGCUGUGUUUGACUUAUAUUUUCGACGGAACCCGUUUGGUGGUGAAUAUACUGUUUUUGCUGGUCUCGAAGAGUGCAUAAGGUUCAUUGCUAAUUUUAAAUUUUCAAAGGAAGAGAUUGCUUUUGUUCGAGAAAGUUUAUCUCCAACAUGUGAGGAUGGCUUCUUUGAUUAUCUUGAAGGAAUUGAUUGUUCUGAUGUGGAAGUAUAUGCUAUUACUGAGGGAUCUGUCGUCUUUCCUAAAGUUCCCUUGAUGAGGGUUGAAGGCCCAGUGGCUGUGGUUCAAUUGUUGGAAACUCCUUAUGUGAAUCUUAUAAAUUAUGCAUCACUAGUCACUACAAAUGCUGCAAGGCAUCGUUUUGUUGCUGGAAAAUCCAAAGUACUUCUUGAGUUUGGGCUACGACGGGCACAGGGCCCGGAUGGUGGUAUAGGGGCAUCAAAGUAUUGCUACAUGGGAGGAUUUGAUGCAACAAGCAAUUGUGCAGCUGGAAGAUUAUUUGGAAUACCGCUCCGGGGAACACAUUCCCAUGCUUUUGUUAGCUCAUUCAUGGGAACUGAUGAGAUUAUACAGAAGUCUCUCCGAAGUCAUGAUGGCUCUAGCGUGUGCCAGGAUUUUGUUAGUGUUGUGCAUACAUGGUUAAGCAAACUAAAGAGGCUAAGUAUAUUGAAGGGUGUUUUUGGUGAGACUAACCAGAGUGAGCUAGCUGCUUUCAUUUCGUACGCCCUGGCAUUUCCUGACAACUUUCUAGCUCUUGUAGACACAUAUGAUGUCAUGAGGAGCGGUAUUCCUAACUUCUGCGCUGUUGCUCUAGCACUAAAUGAUAUGGGGUACAAAGCAAGGGGCAUUAGAUUAGACUCUGGUGACCUUGCUUAUCUGUCAUGUGAAACGAGGAAGUUCUUUCAGACUGUUGAAAAGGAAUUUGGGGUUCCUGAUUUUGGAAAGACUGGUAUCACUGCUAGCAAUGACCUUAAUGAGGAAACCUUAGAUGCUUUGAACAAACAGGGUCAUGAGGUAGAUGCCUUUGGAAUCGGGACCAAUUUGGUCACUUGUUAUGCUCAAGCUGCUCUAGGUUGUGUUUUCAAGCUUGUUGAGAUAAAUAACCAGCCGCGUAUUAAGCUGUCAGAAGAUGUCUCAAAGGUCUCUAUUCCUUGUAAAAAACGAUCUUUCAGAUUAUACGGCAAGGAAGGUUACCCCCUUUUGGACAUAAUGUCAGGUGAAAAUGAACGACCUCCAAAGGUAGGCGAAAGAAUUUUAUGUCGCCACCCAUUUAAUGAAUCCAAGAGAGCUUAUGUGGUGCCACAGCGUGUUGAGGAGCUUAUGAAGUGUUAUUGGCCCGGAAAUACAGACGAAAAAAGAGAAGAACUGCCAACGCUUAAGCAGAACAGGGAACGUUGUAUCAGCCAACUGGAACAAAUGCGACCUGAUCACAUGAGACGGCUAAAUCCUACCCCUUACAAGGUUAGCGUAACGGCAAAGUUGUAUGAUUUCAUUCAUUUUCUAUGGCUGAACGAGGCACCGGUAGGAGAAUUACAAUAGGGGUCUGCAAGUAAUAAUGCUGCAAAUAACCAUGGCUCCUUUCAUCAACUCUACAUAAUAAGUUAGAUUUUUGUUUAAAUACCAUUGGUAUGUUGCAUAGUUUUCAAUGUUUCAGUAUAUGGAAUAAAAGGUUUUCGCUCCGUCUCCAAAUGAAAAUCUGUAAUCAUUGAACUUUAUUUUGUGAAUACGUUCGUGUAUAUAUAUGCAUACACAUUGCGUCACAAAUUACGUGGUC